AUGUCGAACUGGAAAUCGGUGAUCGGUGUCGAUCCAUCACUUUCACAAAUCUCAAAUGCAAAGAAAGCAGAAAACAUUCAAUAUAAACAAUCACCUGCAGAGUGCAUUGAUCAACCACCAAACACAGCUGAUCUUAUAACAGUUGCACAAGCAGUACAUUGGUUUGGUUUACCAAAGUUCUUUGAAGAAUCAAAAUAUACUAAUGUUGAUUUAAUUAAGUUUAUGGAUCGAUACUUCUCAGAGGCUACUGAUACUGUGAAUGCAACCGUUCUUCAUUCUAAAAAAAAACAAUAA
This is a messenger RNA of Heterostelium album PN500, 294 nucleotides long. Its product is annotated as class I SAM-dependent methyltransferase. Gene Ontology annotation, molecular function: S-adenosylmethionine-dependent methyltransferase activity. The coding region runs from base 1 to 294 and encodes 97 amino acids. The record is from RefSeq and is a predicted model, not a curated record. The transcript has 2 exons. Lineage: Eukaryota; Evosea; Eumycetozoa; Acytosteliales; Acytosteliaceae.